Molecule: messenger RNA, 300 nt
Organism: Ilex paraguariensis (yerba mate)
Lineage: Eukaryota; Viridiplantae; Streptophyta; Magnoliopsida; Aquifoliales; Aquifoliaceae
Source: the annotation of a GenBank genome assembly
AUGUUGCAAAGGCCAUUGGGAAUAAAAACAACCAGAGAAGCCAAACCACCAGUAAAUUCUUUGCUUAGCAAUGCUAAGGCAGGUGUUCCCUUAAAUGCCUCUGGAACAUCAUCUAGCACAAAUGCUGCUGCAAACAAUUCAUUGCCUUCCAUGUUUCCUGCUGGCAGUGCACCUCCACUUUCACCAAGAAGUUCAUCUGGUUCUCCUCGUGUCAUGAAACAAAGGACAGGCCCUUCUGCUUUAGGCUCUCCUCUAAAAUUAGUGAGUGAGCCAGUUAAAGAGUUGAUACCUCAGGUCUGA